This is a messenger RNA of Mya arenaria, 2719 nucleotides long. RefSeq lists its product as uncharacterized. The transcript is spliced from 3 exons. The coding region runs from base 184 to 1908 and encodes 574 amino acids. Lineage: Eukaryota; Metazoa; Mollusca; Bivalvia; Myida; Myidae. The record is from RefSeq and is a predicted model, not a curated record.
GUGACGUCUGUUUGUUUUGUCGUGUCUAUGUGCGUAGUUUCCAGUUGUUUAAGCCAAAAUUACAACUUAAAAUAAUGCAUAAAAAUGUUUAUUACAUGAAAAAUGUUUUGUAAACUGAGUGGAAGUGUACUAGUGAGCUAUCUGAUAUAAGUGAUCUAUUUGCAGAUUGAAAAAAGGUAAAUCAUGGAAGUUGAUGGAAGAAAGUCAGACAAUGACAAUGAGAAUGCCUCAACAGAGUUCGUUUUACAUUGUCAGCCGUGCCUGAAAGACGGUAGGGAGAUCAGCGCCAAUGGUUUCUGCAAUAUGUGCAAGGAGUUUAUGUGUGAUCCUUGUAUAUCUGCCCACAAGAGGUUCGCCAUGUUAAGAAAUCAUGUAAUCCUAACGAAAGAUAAAAUGCCUUCUUUUUAUAUGAACAAAGACAAAGCUGAUUUUCUACCUACCGACCCGUGCCAUAAACAUAGUAGUGAAAUGAUAAAGUUUUAUUGUCCAACCCAUGAUGACCUUGGAUGCUCAGACUGCGUUGUGUUACACCACAGAAACUGUAAGGUUGAGUAUUUGUCAGAGACAGCAAAACAAUACAAAGACUCCGAGGAGUAUAAAACACUAAACGAAAACAUUGAACACAUGAAAACUGUGCUUUCCGCUUUACACAACGAAGUAAAUUAUUCCGAAGCGUUCAUAUCAGAAAACAUACAAGAAGAAAUACAGAAACUGAGGACAUUUAGGGCACACAUAAAUCUUGUUCUGGAUACAAGAGAAAAUAUGUUGCUGAAAAGUAUGAAAGAAAAUGAGAUCAAACAAAAAGAAAUACUUUCAAAAUUGAGAGAUGGAAUAAAAGGCUUAAAACAGACUCUAGCAGAAACGACAACAGACAUGCAAACGACAGAAAAACAGUCACACCAGCACUUCAUUCAUGCGAAAAUGGCCAAGAAGCAACUUGUGAAGCUGCAAGGAGAAAUCAAUAAGAUCAACGCAGACAUAAUUUUGGACACGUCUGUUUGUUGCACAUUUUGGACAGACAAACACACUGAAGCUCUGAUCAACUCUUCAGACUUCUUCGGACGUGUCGACUUCUCCAAUAAAGGAAUAACAUCAGAGACAGACAUCGAUCUAUCUACUGUGGAAUGGACAAAAGAUGCCGAGCUGGACAUUUUAUGCACAGAAGACAUACUCAGACCCGGGAUAACAAGUUCCGCUCUUGUGGAACCAGGAAAAUGUCUUCUGGUCGACGCUUUUAAUAAAUGUCUUAAACUUGUAGAUAUCAACGACAACAAGAUCUUGUCACGCACUGAACUGCUUGGAUCCCCCUGGCAGGUGUGUGCCCUCCCUAGCGGCCACGCAGCUGUUGCUCUUCCAGAUAAAUGCAAAGUACAAUUUGUGAGCCUUAAAAACGAUUCAGUAGUUGCUGGUAUACAUUUUGACGUAUCCGGUUCAUGCUAUGGACUAGCUUACACUGAUAAAAGCCUUUUUGUGUCCUACAGACAAAAGAAAAAUGCACCAGCACGCUCGUAUGUAGAAAGACUAUCGAUGACUGGAGAAGUGUUGCAAUCGAUGAUAACAAAUGCUUCAGCUCCGCGUUAUCUAACCGUUAGCUCUUCUUCAAUUUACUUGUCUGAUUCUGCUGUUCAACAAAUCUAUCAACUUGAUUUCAAUGGAAGUUUGCUGAGCAUGUAUGACGACCGGUUACUAGCAUUGCCAUCUCAAUCCAUCAACGUCGGAAAGGAACGAAUCCUAGUGGGUGCUCGCCUUUCUGAUCGUAUAGUUUUGAUAAAUGGAAAGAAGAGGAACCUAAAAGUUAUCAUAUCUUUAAAAGACUUUGGGUCCCAGAAUGACCCGCGCAAUUUAUCAUUCUGUCCAGUGAGCAGAAAACUUCUGGUUGGAUUGGAGGUCUUCAGUGCUGUUAUUUAAACGUAUAAUUAAAACUACUUUGAUUGGUUCCGUAUGACUGUACAUGUAGGAUGGUUGGUACGUUACCGAUUGUUUUAAUGUUUGAUGUUAAUGGAAGAUACAAUGCAACGAAAUUUUGUAUUCCAUUUAUUCAUCUACAUAUGUACAACAAGAACGCAGCAAGUCAACUGUACGUCUAGCAGUAUAACAGUAUAAUUAAACUCUAGAGAGGGGAGUACAUGUAUCAUAUUACUUAAGCUAAAUAUUAAAUAUCAGAACACCGAUCAUGUUGGGAAAAGGACAUGUUACGCAUCAUCGUAAAACCGUACGUUAAGAAGAAAAGAAACGUGAACUAUCAGAUAAUGUUAUUUAUCUCUUUCAAAAAUACACAAAAAACAUGCCUUUGUUUGAAAAUAAAAUAAAAAGAAGAUAUAGCUUAUAUUAACAAAGUAAAUCUGCGACAUCAAUGAUGUUUACCUGUUUCUUGACUUUUAGAAAAUCAUUUAUAUUUCUCUAGAAACUGAAGUGUUUAUUAUGCACAGAAAACAUCUGAUAGUGUGUCGAUAUGUAAGGACACAGUGUAAAUAAGCGUAUAAUAUCUAGACUCUAAGUAUCACUUAUUUCGUUCAUGUUUUCUGUGAAUUGAGGUGUUUUAUCAGUGAAAUUAAACAGUGAACAUUUUCACUGCCAACUAAGAAGCGAAAAUAACAAUUUUAAGAACUACUUUUAAAAUCAAUUGCUGUUACUUCCCUUUGAUAAAAACUAAGUAUCUCAUUUUUAAAACAGCAAAUUAUGUCAAAAAUAAUAAUUAUAUAAUAAAAUGAGCAUUGCU